AUGGUCAAAACACUCCCCUUCGCCAACAUCAAGGUUCCCACGCCAGGCUUUGGGGCGAUGGGUCUAAGCUUCGGCCUGGGCAGCAACCUGUCGCUAGAGGAAGCCGAGCCCGUGCUGCUGAAAGCCAUCGAACUGGGAUGUACAUUCUGGGACACAGCCGUCGUCUAUCAAGCAGGCGUGAACGAGAAGCUCCUGGGUGACUUCAUCAGGAAACACAACGUCCGUGACAAAGUCUUCAUCGCCUCAAAAUGCGGCUUCAAUGUCUUCGGCGGCGGCGGCAUCACCAAUUCCGCCGCGCACAUCAAGGAAUACAUCGAGGGCACCAUUGAACGGCUGGGCUUCGCCCCGGACCUGUACUACUUGCAUCGGAUAGAUCCCAACACCCCGCUGGAGGAGUCCAUCCCGGCGCUGGAUGAGAUCCGCCGAGCCGGCAAGACCAAGUACAUCGGUCUGUCCGAGUGUUCGGCCGCGACGCUGCGCAAAGCCAACUCCAUCGCCAAAAUCGACGCCAUCCAAGCCGAGUACUCCGCCUUCGAAACACUGCACGAGACAGACGGUCUCAUCGACACAUGUCGCGAACUCAACGUAGCCUAUGUGGCGUACAGCCCGCUGGGCCACGGGUGGCUCGUGGAUGACUUCCCAUUCAAGACGCCGGACGACUUUGCGGAGGGUGACUUCCGCCGCACGAGUCCCAAGUUCCAAGGUGAGAAUUUCUACAAGAACCGGGCUAUUGUGGAGGAGAUCAAGAAGCUUGCUGCGCGGAGGGGCUGCUCGAUUAGUCAAAUCGCGCUGGCGUGGGUUGCUGCGCAGGGGUUCAUUGCUAUCCCGGGGACCACGAAGGCGACUCGGUUGGAGCAGAAUUGGGCUUCGAGGGAGAUUGACUUGACGGAGGAGGAGAAGCAGGCGAUGAGGAAGAUCAUUGAUGCUGCGAAGCCGCAUGGGAACCGGUAUGGCGCUGCGAAUCAGGCUUUGGUGGGGCACUAG
Molecule: messenger RNA, 984 nt
Organism: Aspergillus nomiae NRRL 13137
Lineage: Eukaryota; Fungi; Ascomycota; Eurotiomycetes; Eurotiales; Aspergillaceae
Product: putative aldo-keto reductase (YakC)
Exons: 6
Coding region: 1-984 (327 amino acids)
Cellular component (GO): cytoplasm
Source: RefSeq, a predicted model, not a curated record